ACCGUGAAAUAGUCCUUAGUUGCUAACGGGGAGUUCUUUGACAGUUUCAAAUCAAAUGUUAAUACCAUGUUGUCUUUUUGAGCCAGUAGACUGUCGUUAAAAUAAUCAUUGGUACGUCAAUACGGGCCAAAAGAGUGCCGUAAGUUCGAUUUAAGUGAUUCAUAUGACACGAGAAUACAGUUUAUUUAUUAGGAGUGACAGACGGAGUUAGGAAAAACAAAAAAAGAAAAAAUAUUGUCAAUUUGAUAUUAAUAAUCAUUCUACCUGUGCGUUCUGUUCAUAAUGAGAAAAGUAUAAGAAAAGAAAGAAAAACCAAAAAAAAAAAAAACACUAACUUAGUCACGGCUAGUAAUUGUUUCUGCAUCUCCUUCCGAACAUAUGUACCUUUGUCUGCCGAAGUUUCGGGAUCCGUAGAACAGACGAGAAUAAAGUUAUUGUAGAAAAAACCAUAACAAAUGGCCUAGUCUAUCAGCGUUCAAAUUUGCUCCUCAUUAAAGUGGCUAUUGGAGAAAAUAGAGUGGUAUUUACCAUUUUAUCAUUCCUGGCCUGACAUGUCAAAUCCUGGAGAUCGUUUAAGUUAUGUGCAAGAUAGUAGCAGCGAUACAGAGACAGACUACAAGGAAACGGAUAGCCGCGGUCGCCACCGCGUAUACAAGAACAGAUUUGGUUGUGGUGGCUCAACCAAACCAAAACCUUGUCUGGUACAGCGGGAUGGAAGCAACGACCAGCACUGUCGUUCCCUCAAUCCAGAAAGACAAAGCACAAUGCGUUCAUCAGUCGGGUUUGCAAAACCUCAGCCUAACCAAACUCAUGAUAAAGUAUCAGCGCCGGGAGUUGCAUCCGGCAUGAGUGGUGCACCAGCCAGUGAAGAGCGGAUAACGCUCAUUGUUGAUAAUACUAGAUUCAUUUUAGAUCCGGCAUUAUUCACUGCUUAUCCAAAUACGAUGCUGGGCCGUAUGUUCAGUUCCGGCAUCGAAUUUGCUCUGCCAAAUGAAAGAGGUGAACACGAACUUGCGGAUGGAAUUUCUGCCAUGGUGUUCAGAGCCAUUUUGGAGUACUAUAAAGAAGGCGUAAUUCGGUGCCCUCCUACCGUUACUGUACAAGAACUUCACGAAGCUUGCGAUUAUCUUCUGGUACCGUUUGAUGCCAACACAGUUAAAUGCCAAAAUUUGCGGGGACUGCUUCACGAAUUGUCUAAUGAAGGAGCUCGCUGCCAGUUUGAAGUUUUUCUUGAAGACUUGAUAUUACCACUAAUGGUUAACAGUGCGCAACGAGGAGACAGAGAAUGCCACGUCGUAGUUUUACUCGAAGAUGACGUCGUAGACUGGGAUGAAGAAUAUCCACCCCAAAUGGGCGAGGAAUACUCACAGACGGUGAACAGCACGGCCAUGUACCGAUUUUUUAAAUACAUUGAAAAUCGAGAUGUGGCCAAACAAGUGAUGAAAGAACGAGGACUGAAAAAAAUACGCUUGGGGAUCGAGGGAUACCCAACGUACAAGGAGAAGGUGAAGAAAAGAGCGGACGGCCGUGCGGAAGUUAUAUAUAAUUACGUCCAACGUCCUUUUAUUCACAUGUCAUGGGAGAAAGAAGAAGCCAAGAGCCGUCACGUCGAUUUUCAAUGCCUGAAAUCUAAGUCUGUAACAAAUCUUGCCGAGGCUACAGCAGAUCCUGUACUGGAUGCUGGAGAAAAUCCCAUAACGGCAAUCGGCAUGGAUCCUAUACCUCAACCAUUAGCAGCUAAUCCCAUGGGCAUUGAUACUGACGCUGAAGGAGCCGUUGGAUUACCAGCGGACUCGGAUCUCAACCAAUUAUUACCCGACGAAACCUCUUAAAUGAUAUAAUUAUACCAGUAAGAACAAAUCUGACACAUUAUCUAUACCUGUUUAUACACUUUGAAAUAUAUUUAAUAAAAUUUUCAAACAACAUA
Messenger RNA from Neodiprion virginianus, 1927 nucleotides. RefSeq names its product BTB/POZ domain-containing protein 10. Gene Ontology annotation, cellular component: cytoplasm. The record is from RefSeq and is a predicted model, not a curated record. The coding region runs from base 552 to 1832 and encodes 426 amino acids. Gene Ontology annotation, biological process: positive regulation of phosphorylation. The transcript is spliced from 8 exons. Lineage: Eukaryota; Metazoa; Arthropoda; Insecta; Hymenoptera; Diprionidae. Gene Ontology annotation, molecular function: protein binding.